Molecule: messenger RNA, 3140 nt
Organism: Haliotis rufescens (red abalone)
Lineage: Eukaryota; Metazoa; Mollusca; Gastropoda; Lepetellida; Haliotidae
Product: myogenesis-regulating glycosidase-like
Exons: 2
Coding region: 47-2113 (688 amino acids)
Biological process (GO): carbohydrate metabolic process
Molecular function (GO): hydrolase activity, hydrolyzing O-glycosyl compounds
Source: RefSeq, a predicted model, not a curated record
GCUAGGAAGUCAACUCGUGUUGUAUCUCAGAAACGUGUGUCUGAAAAUGGCAAUUCCAAAACGGAAAAUGGGAAGAUUACUUAAAAUAAGUGGUGUAAUUGUGGUUUUAGCAUUAGUACUUUUGAUAUGCCGCUCUUUAAUAAGGAAAAAGCCAGUCCUCGAUAUAGAUCUGAAUCUUUUUGACUUUAGACACAAGUUGGGCCAUGUUUAUUUUGACUACAGCCAGAGAACCAUCACUUUCUCCGAACAUAAUGAUGGUGACUCAUAUUUAACAGUAACUUUUCCUCAAGAACUACAAAGUGCGCCUGACUUGACUUGUGAUUCGAAAGAUUCAAACAGCCUUUGUUUAAAAUGGCUGCACAGAGGAAAGUUGGAGAUAAAAGAGUCCAUUUCUCAAAAUGCAAGGUGUUAUAAUAUUGUUUGGACGCCCAAGAACAAUGGUUUUGUGCCCUAUGACUGUUUCCCUUUAUCAGACGCCCACUGGUACGGGGGAAGUGCACAUUACACACAUGACUGGCCAGUAGAACAGCUGAGUGUCCCGCUACAACCCUACAUAUCAUCACCUCUCCACGUUUCCAGGGAAACGGGCAAAGAAGUGUUUGGUCCUGUUCUUGAGCGAUACUGGUUCAGUUCAAAAGGAGUAGGGGUGUAUGUUGACAAUUCUGUUCCUUUGCAUGUGGGCAUCAACGACAACAAUAGUAACAAGAUGUGUUUUAAAGCAUCGUAUAUCACAAACCGUUUCCAGAAUCCUGAAAAUCUUCCACCAAUUUUGCGGUAUUUUGUGUGUAAGGCUAAUAAUGCUAAAGAAAUCCAUGAACAUAUGUAUAAAAAAUGUUUUAAAGUUCCCACUCGCAUACCAGAUGAAUUGAGAAUGCAAAAUCCCAUGUGGACAUCUGCGAAAUUAAGAGACCAAACUAAACAAUCAACUGUGUUAACUUACACAAAUGAAAUCAGCAAAAAUAAAUUUCCUAAAGGUUUCUUUGAACUUUAUGGCAGAUAUUUCAGAGCAUAUGGAGAUUAUAAUUUUGAUGAUAAAAAGUUUCCAAAUGCACAUCAAAUGAUUGGAGAACUGAAGUCCUCUGGUUUUGAAAUCGGAACAUGGGUCACCCCUUAUAUGGAUCUUAAGUCACUCCAUGCUGAAACUGGGAAGAAAAAUGGAUAUUUUGUUCAUGAUGCUGACUCGGAGACAUUGCCAGCCAGCAUAGCUUGGAAUGGCAAUGUAUCUUUGUUUGUUGACUUUACAAAUGAACAAGCUUACAAGUGGUUCCAUGAUAUACUGGAAAAUAUACAGAAAGAUUACAGAAAUACUGCUUUUGUAUUUGAUGGAGGCGAGUCUUCGUCCUUUGAUCUCAGUCAGUCAAUGAAGACUUUUAUUCACAAUCCGUGUGAGUACAGCACUAAGUAUGUGGAACUUGCUGCCAGUCUGGGAGACAAAGGGACAGUGAAGGUUGGAUACCAAUCCCAGCAGUAUGCCAUGUUUGUCGAGAUCACAGACAGACAGUCCAGCUGGGACUACAACAGUGGACUCAAGUCAAUCAUCCCGACUGUUCUAACUUACGGUCUCCUCGGUUACCCUUUUAUCAACCCUGGUCCUAUUGGUGGAAGGGGAAGUUUUUCUCUGAAGCCGUUCAAAAAUGAAAGUUUUGAAUCCAAAAUUCUGCCCGAGUCCGAGCUGUAUGUGCGAUGGAUGUUGCUGUCAACUUAUUUACCCAUCAUGCAGUUCUCCUAUGCCCCAUGGGAAUACAACAACGAAACAACACUAUUAGCUCUUCAACUUGUUCAAUAUCAUCAAAAUAAGGUCUUCCCACUACUAAAGGCUGCUGCGAAAGAAGCAGAAGUGACAGGGAUGCCAAUUAUUCGGCCAGUCUGGUGGGUGGCACCAGAGGACAUCGUUGCCCAGCGGGUCGACUGUGAGUUCUUGGUGGGGGAUGCCCUCCUGGUGGCGCCAAUACUGGAGAAGGGGGACAGGGAGCGCCAGGUGUACCUUCCAGCUGGGAGCCGGUGGAAGGAUAAUCUACGACAAAAACAUUAUGAUGGCGGACAAUGGCUGGAGCAUUAUCGCGUAGAGCUGAUGGAAAUUGCAACUUUUGAGCGAGAAAAAACUCCUUUGUGAUUAUAUUUGGAAGAAGGAAGAAUCUACAGUGUGAUGAGUGAGUGAGUGAGUUGUUGACAUUGUUUUAAUCCUGCUAUGUGGUGAUUAGCAGACACUGAUCAGGAGUGCUUUGGGAUAGUUAUGCAGUAAGUGAGUGGUUUUGUGCAGCUUUUACCAACAUUCCAGCGAUAUCAUGGCGGGGGACACGUGAAAUGGUCUGCACACAUUGUACCCAUGUGGGGAGUCGAACCUGGAUCUGCAGCAUGAUGAGCCAAGGUUUUAACCACUAAGCUACACCACAGCCCACAUAUUUUGGGAAGUCUGAAGAAAUUGUUAAAUGGUCAUAGCUUUUGAUAUCUGAAAUUUCAUAUACAAUUUAUACUCACCGAUUAUAUUAUCUUAUAAAAUUGGAUUUUCUUGAUAAGUUUGAUUACUUUUUUCUUAUUUUUCUAUUUCAUGAUGGUUUUAUGAACAGGCCCAAAUGAACUAAUUUGGUUACCAUGGUUACAAAAUUUAUUUUUUAGAACAAAAAUGUUUUCUAUCCAUUGGUAAUCAUGACAAUGUAUAGCAAUAUUUAAGUAAGGUGAAUAUUGAAGGUGAAGUUAAUGAACUUGAGAGAAUUGUGAGUGGUUGAGUUGGUUGAAUUUCUGUUAUUCAGUAGCAUGUCUGGUUAUUGUAAAAGGAAAAUUAGAAACUUAUUGUGCGACUUUUACCAUUAGUCUGAAGCCAGUGUCUAGUCAAAUUCUGUUGGUCUAGUAAGCUCAGCAGAUAAUGAUCCAUAUGAUAACACUAAAUUCUACUAAAUUUUAUAUUAAUAGCCAUUUUCAGGUCUUUUUAUAUAAGGAGCCAUUUUUGGGUCUCAGGAGUUUUUGGCACAGACUGAAAACAUAUGAAGACCCUAAAUGUUAACUUCAAUAGGCCCCACCCCAUGAAGAUCUGGGUUAGAAUUGGUCUUCAGCAACCCAUGCUUGUCAUACAAGGUGACUAACAGGAAUGGAUGUAAACGUUUCCUGAUUGUGUAGAUCAGCUGUAGAUUGAUGCUCAUGAU